AUGGGCAUUGCCAGAAAGAUGUGCAAGCUUGGCAGCGAACACAUGAAUACGUAUGCUACGUCGGCCAUUCCAGACGGUGAACAUCCUUCCCCGCCGUCGAGGAGCGACGGAGCGCAUGCUCGCAUCCCCAUAUCAACCCUGGUCGGCGGUCGAUUCCCAGACCAGCAGAUCAUUCAUUCCCUGGUGGAAGAGUACUUUGAAACCGUCCACUGGUUCUCUCUGGUCGUAUGCGAGCGCCGUUUUCGGCGUAGCCUCUCUUCCGUGAACGACGGCUACGCGAACCCGUCAGACGCCCCGUUUCUUACCCUUCUCUCCAUCAUCCUGGCCAUGGCCGCUUGGUAUCGAUCCAAGCGCGCGGGUGUGGCAAACUGCCAAGAGUGGCAGCAAUGGACCAAGGACCUACUCCAUAUUGUGGAGACGCGAAUGGUCUACAUCAUGGAUGACCGGUCCAUCGCAGCGGUGCAGACGUGCAUCCUGCUGGGGUCGCACCUCGUCUACCAUGGGCGGCCCAACCUCGCGUUUGCUCUCUUGGGCGCCGCCAUCAAGAUCUCCCAUGCCCUGGGCCUCCACCGCCAUAUUGCUCAGGGCGAUGCCGAGGACAUUGAAGAACGGAAGAGGGUUUGGUGGACGGUGUACACAUGGGACCGGUUUGCGUCCAUCUGCUACGGUCGACCCAUGACCAUCAACGACGAAGACUGCGACGUGGAAAUGCCCACCGAGUUCGCCGAGUACCCGUACUUUAUGCAAGAGUCCAUGGAUCAGCACCGCCGGGACCGGGGCAUCGUGUACUCGCGCUACCAGACGGAGCUCAGCACGCUCUACCGCAUUGCGUCGCCAGCGUUGCGACAAAUCUUUGGCUUUCUCUCGCCAAGACUUUCGAAGCAGCGGUUCGAAACCGAAUACGCGUCCCUUGCCAGUGAGGUAACAGCGAAGCUGUUUGCGUGGCGGGACCAGCUACCUCCACAGCUGGUUCUCGAUCUGGACCGAGACUACCGCCCCGAGAACAGCGAUACGCAACUAAGAGCGCAUUUGCUGCAGUCACUCUCGCUGCAGCUGACGUUUGACAACCUCUUGAUCGUUCUCUAUCGGCCGUUUCUGGCUAGACAGGUCGACCACCUGUCGAUGGAGUCUGCAAAUCUACACGAUAGCCCAUUGCAACAUGCGCUUCUGAGCCGAAACUCCCCAGAGCCAUGUGCAAGCGACAGUGUCAGUCCACACGCCAGCGGAAACGACCAGAUCGUGAACCAUGCCAUUGGCCGUUCCGAGUACUGGCUAAACGCAGCGAUGGGGACCACGCGCAUUACGGAGCUUCCCAACCUUGCAGGGCUCGCCAAAGACAGCCACCUGAUCACCUUCAUGGCCAUCAACGUCUUUCAUGCGGGAAUUGUGCUGAUUCUGCUUGCGUUGUCCGACCCCUUGUCCGAUCGGGCUCAACGACUAAAACGGAUCGUGUCCCGCGUGCUUCACUUGCAGCAGGAAAUGGGUGAGCAGUCGGCUCUCUCGCGGCAAAGCGGCAUGGUCUUGCAGAACCUCGUGGCCUUGCUCGUGAAGCGAGAGGGCGAUGCCAUGCUCGGACGUCUCGCGCCCGCAACGGCACAGGGUAGAGAUGGCCGCGGCGGCCUCGCGCGGCACGAACAGAUGGCUACAUCUGCACCGACGUUGAGCACCGCUCAUCCUCGACCCGAUGAAGCACAAGACCCCGGAUCUGGUUUCUUUUCCCCAGUGGAUGGGCAAGUGUGGCCAAACGUCGGUGUGGCGCAGCGUCUCAAUGAGAGCCUCGCAUCCGUACAGCACGCGUUUCCGACAACGCAAGAACCACCAAUACCGGGCGCCAUGCCCUCAGCCCACGGCAACAUGGCCAUGUUUGGGGAAGACACAGCAAUGCACGGCGGGCUUGGAGGCGAAUAUACGGCCCCUGUAGAAGGCCACGAGACAGAAAACUUGAGCAACGAGUUUUUCUGGCUCUGGGACGUCAACUGGGGCGGUGGUUACCCGCAAACAUAG
This is a messenger RNA of Purpureocillium takamizusanense, 2004 nucleotides long. RefSeq lists its product as uncharacterized. Gene Ontology annotation, molecular function: DNA binding; zinc ion binding. Bases 1 to 2004 code for a protein of 667 amino acids. NCBI's taxonomy places the organism in Eukaryota, Fungi, Ascomycota, Sordariomycetes, Hypocreales, Ophiocordycipitaceae. Gene Ontology annotation, biological process: DNA-templated transcription. The record is from RefSeq and is a predicted model, not a curated record. The transcript has 4 exons.